This is a messenger RNA of Sardina pilchardus (European sardine), 4121 nucleotides long. RefSeq names its product NLR family CARD domain-containing protein 3-like. Gene Ontology annotation, biological process: intracellular signal transduction. The transcript is spliced from 10 exons. Gene Ontology annotation, molecular function: protein binding. The record is from RefSeq and is a predicted model, not a curated record. The coding region runs from base 110 to 2872 and encodes 920 amino acids. Lineage: Eukaryota; Metazoa; Chordata; Actinopteri; Clupeiformes; Clupeidae.
UGUAUAUCAUUCUGGAGGCUUGCGCGAUAUGAUGAUCGUGUAGGGCUGGGACAGGAAAGUCUUGCAAACGUAGUUUUUCAUCAAGGAGUAGCUAGGUGUUUUCUCCAACAUGAGCAAAAAGGAAGGCCCUGGUCCACACCAGAAACCUACGGCAGAUUCUCAAACCUCCGAAAACAAACCCCAAACCUCGGAGACCAAUGACCCCUCUGAACCUCUCAGACCACAGACAGGCAGACCUGGUUCUCCAGUGCCCAGCCAGGUGUCUAUGAAGAGUGACUGGUCAAAGCUUUCACCUCCCAACUUCAGCGGUGAUGCACCAGACUCUGAUCAGAACCCACAAACAGGCAGACCUGAGUCUCCAGUGCCCAGCCAGGUGUCUAUGAAGAGUGACUGGUCAAAGCUUUCCCCUCCCAACUUCAGCGGUGAUGCACCAGACUCUGAUCAGAAGAGAACAAGAAAAAGAAGCAGACGUGUAACUGAACAGCUGCUGGAUGAGCAUCCUCUCAAUAAAAGGACCAGAGCAAAUGAUGAUGAGGUCCUGAGGAGAGUUAUGGAGAAUCAUAAAGCCAGACUGAAGAGGAGGUUUGAAAACAUAUCUGAAGGCAUCAUCAAAUCAGGAGCUGAGAUACUCCUCAAUAAGAUUUACACAGAGCUCUACAUCACAGAGGGAGAGAGUGAAGGUGUGAAUAUGGAACAUGAGGUUUGGCAGGUAGAGUCAGCAUCUAGAUCACAAACCACAGACGAUGUGCCCAUCAACUGCAAUGAUGUCUUCAAGCCCUUACCUGGACAGAAGAAGGAGCACAUCAAAACUGUGAUGACAAAAGGUGUUGCUGGCAUUGGAAAAACGGUCUCAGUGCAGAAGUUCAUUCUUGAUUGGACUGAUGGGGUAGUUAAGCAGGAUAUAGAUUUUAUAUUUCUCCUUGCUUUCCGUGAGCUGAAUUUGGUCAGGGGUGAUCAGUAUAGUCUUCACACGCUGCUGCUUGACUACUACCCUGAACUGAAGGAGCUGAAUGAGGGUGAGGAAUAUAAAGAUUGUCUAGUUGUGUUCAUCUUAGAUGGUUUGGAUGAGAGUCGAUUAUCUAUGGAUUUCCAACAAAAAGGCCAAUUGUCUGAUGUGAAACACACAUCAUCAGUGGAUGUUCUGAUGUCAAGCCUCAUUCAGGGAUCUCUGCUUCCCUCUGCACUCAUCUGGAUAACCUCACGACCAGCAGCAGCCAGUCAAAUUCCUGCUCAGUACAUCAACCAAGUGACAGAAAUACGAGGAUUUAAUGACCCACAAAAGGAAGAGUACUUCAGGAAGAAAAUCAGUGAUGAGAGUCAGGCCAAGAGAGUGAUCUCACACAUUAAGGCAUCCAGGAGUCUCCACAUCAUGUGCCACAUUCCAGUCUUCUGUUGGAUUGCAGCCACUGUACUACAACAGAUGCUGGAACAGGACAACACCCAGGCAAUACCCACAACUCUGACUGAGAUGUUCAUUCACUUCUUGGCCAUACAGUCCACCAGAAGGGAUCAAAAGUAUCCAUCCAGAAGCACCAGAGAAACUCAAAAUCCAUUGCAAUCACAAAAAGAAGUCAUAACAAAGUUGUCUGAACUUGCUUUCACGCAUCUUGAUAGGGGAAACUUUAUGUUCUCAGAAAAAGAGGUGAGGGAAUUUGGCCUUGACACAACUGAUGCUGUAGUAUACUCUGGGCUAUGCACUGAGGUCCUCAAAGGAGAAUCUAUCGUUUUUGGAAAAGUGUACACUUUUGUGCACAUGACCAUCCAGGAGUUUCUUGCCGCCUUAUACGUGUUUGUAUCUUAUCUCAACAAGAAGGAAGAGGUGCUGAAAUGUUUUCUCAAAGAAAAGUCCAGCAUCUCACCACAAGAUGUAUCACUGGAUGAGCUACUGAAGGGUGCAGUGAACAGAGCCUUAGAGAGCAGGACUGGACAUCUCGAUCUGUUUGUGCGAUUUCUCCAUGGCAUCUCUCUGGAGUCCAAUCAACAGCUUUUACGAGGCCUUCUGCCACCCACAAAGAGCAACCCUGAGAGCACUGAGAAAGUCAUUCUAAAUCUGAAGGAGUUGAAGAGACCAAACAUCUCCCCAGACCGAUGGAUCAAUCAACUCCAUUGCCUGGUGGAAAUGCAUGAUACAUCUGUGCAUGAAGAUGUCCAAGCUUUUCUGAAGACUUCUAAAGAGGCAGGUGCUGAUCAAAUGCUCAAACUUGCCCACUGUUCAGCCUUGGCCAAAAUAUUGCUAAUGGCAGACGAGCCUCUGGAUGAGUUGGACCUCUUGAAAUACAACAUGUCAGAUGAGGGUCGGAGAAGACUGCUGCCAGCUGUGCGGUGGAGCAGAAAGGCUCUGCUUGCUGGCUGUAAGCUCAAAGAGAAGUGUUGUGAGGUGGUGGCCUCGGCUCUCGAGUCUCCCCAAUCCCUGCUAACAGUGCUGGACCUGAGUGACAACGACCUGCAGAAAUCAGAGGAGAGACUGUGUAGAGGGCUUCAGAGUCAGCACUGCAAGCUGGAGUCACUGAGUCUUGCUGGAUGUAAACUGACCGCGGCCUCCUAUAAUACCUUGGCUGCAGUCCUGCAAGCAGCACACUCCCCCCUGACAGUGCUGGAUCUGAGUAGAAAUCUUUUAGAAGACUCUGGAGUUGAGCACCUGUCCUCUGGGCUGAGGAGUCCAAACUGCCGUCUGCAGACACUGAGGUUGGUAGCCUGUGGCAUCACAAGGAAAGGCUGUGAUCUUCUGGCUUGUGCCUUGAGUGGAAACCCAGCCUCCACCCUGAGAGAGCUGGACCUGAGUGAGAAUAACCUGGGAGAGCCAGAUGUCAAGCUGCUCUUAGAGAUAAAAGAGGAUACGAAGUUGGCGCUGACAAUACUCAAAUACAGCUGAGCUCACCACAUUCCACAUCAGCAAUAUCAAGCUCUCAUUCACAUCACCUGGGUCUGCUAGCAACUCACCACAGCUAGCAGCCUCCUCACUAUGUUUAGUUCCGGGCAGGUUUUAGGGUUUGAACAGAAUAAGCUCCCACAGCAUCCACCCUGAGCCCCCUCCUCCUCCCUGAUGUCCUGCUUGAGCUCACCGGCCAUGAGGCCAUCUGCUUGGGCUGGCCCAUAGAUACAAGAUGAAUGGUGUGGUCGUGUAGCGAUGGGUAUCUUUCAGGAGUAGAGCUCGAUUUCAGGUCCAGUUCCGGUUUUGAUUUUGAGUUUACCUUAAUAGUACAUAAAGAUCAGCCUACUAGAACAGAUGAUUUAAAAUAACUGCUAGGCUUUUUUUUUUAGAGCCUCCAAAUAAACUUGCAUCUUGUCCUUCCUUUCAAUGAUAAAGGGGUUAUUGUGUAUAUUAUAUAUUGUAUAAAACUAUAGGCAGGACCACAUUGGGUUUUUUUAAAAACACUUUCUGAAUUCAUGAUUUUCUUUUGCUUUUUUUUUUUUGCUUAUUAUUUGGUUCCAGUUUGUUUUUCUUAUUCUUGAUUCUUGAUUCAAUGGGAUUCUGAUAUUUUACUCCAAUCUCUAAUGAGUUUUGUAGUCUUUGAGAAAUACAUUUAAAGCAACAGUGCAAUUUUAUUUUUAUUUGAUUUUGGGGACAUCUGUGAUGUUUGUAUUCACUAGUUUGCUAGGCCAAUGGAUAUUGAUUAAUUGCUCUGAUUUUGCUUAAAGAAGACCAUGAAUUACAACAGUUUUACACUUUUGACGUAUAAAUGAACAUAUUGUGUAAAUACUGUAAUGGUUAUGUACUAUUUGUAUCCAUAUACACUCCAUGUACAAUCCAUGUAAAAACAUUCCAUGUUUUUAAGGACAUUUCUAAACCUAUACAUUCAAUAUACAGUAUUUGAAUAAUGUAGUGAGCAAAGCAUAUUGUAUCUUCUGUCUGUGCAUGCAUAGCAACUACAAUCACUUUCCUUCCCUUCUCUGGUAGCUUUUUGUCAGCACCAUGUCUGAAAUUAGUCUACCUGUAUGCAUAACAUUCAGUACUAGAACAGUGGAUCAUAUUAUCAUAUUCAAAAUAGAUAACUUACAGCUCUGCACUAUACAAUGAUAUAGGCUAUACUAAAUUUUUCAUGUCUAAAAUGAUUUAAGUAAAUGUGUUUUUAACACUGUAUUCUUAUGUUUUUGGUUGAAAUAAACGUGUAUUUUCACAA